AUGGGUGUUGAAGAGCCACCUUUCCCAAAUUAUCCAUUCCAUAAGGAAGCGCUAAGAGCAACAUAUGGAGACGACGACUCAUCGGACUUCGACUCCGACCACUCCCCUACGCUGUCUCUUCCCGCCAAUUCCAAUCCCCAAACGGAGGAGACGCUGUCGUCUCCUCUCCCUCCGCCUCCUGUUUCUCUCCUUCACCCUCCCAAUUCCCUUGGAUCUUUGGAUUACUUACAAACUGGUCAGCCUAGUAGAGUGAGAAGCUUCCCUCACGUCGAAGGCAACUAUGCUUUGCACGUUUACAUUCUAGUUUUUAUACCGUAUAUAUCAAAGAAAGAGAUGGGUCAAUUUUUGAAGAGAGUUUCAUCCGUGGUUCCCAAUCUCCAUGUUGUGGAUAUUGUUGUUCCAUUGAAUACACUGUGUAAAGAAGAACAUAAACUUGAACAAGUGGCAUUGGGAAGGGAAUUCCAGAUAAGUUUAGGAAGGACAGUUCCUAUUAGAGUUCACCAGAUUGACUCUAUUGUAACAAUGCUUCGCCAGAAACUUCAAUUUCAAAAGCGGUAUUGGAUUGAUUUUAACAAAUGGGAGGUUUUUAUCAAUGAUGAUCGAACGCGCACCUUUCUUUCACUCGAAGUCGUUACGGGAGGAUUACCCGAGAUAACUAAGCAAAUUCAGGCUGUUAACGAGGUUUACAAGUUUCACAAUCUUCCCGAGUUCUAUAAGGAUCCAAGGCCUCAUAUAUCAUUGGCUUGGGCACUAGGUGACGUUAGUGGUUCCCUUAAGAAAGUGGUCGAGCAGGAAACAAAGUCAUCCGUCUUUAGAGGUUCCUUACAGAGUCGUAUUUGUACAAGUAAAGUUGGUGGCAUUGAGUGUAAAAUUGGUAAUAGAACACAUAUAAUAUGUAAAUCUCCCGAUCAAUGAUAGAAUCUCUUCAAACUCUCAA
Gossypium raimondii (Peruvian cotton) is the source of this 937-nucleotide messenger RNA. RefSeq lists its product as uncharacterized. Gene Ontology annotation, molecular function: 3'-5'-RNA exonuclease activity. Bases 1 to 915 code for a protein of 304 amino acids. Gene Ontology annotation, biological process: U6 snRNA 3'-end processing. The record is from RefSeq and is a predicted model, not a curated record. The transcript is spliced from 7 exons. NCBI's taxonomy places the organism in Eukaryota, Viridiplantae, Streptophyta, Magnoliopsida, Malvales, Malvaceae. Gene Ontology annotation, cellular component: nucleus.